Molecule: messenger RNA, 660 nt
Organism: Macrosteles quadrilineatus (aster leafhopper)
Lineage: Eukaryota; Metazoa; Arthropoda; Insecta; Hemiptera; Cicadellidae
Exons: 1
Source: RefSeq, a predicted model, not a curated record
UCGUCGUCGUCGUCGUCGUCGUCGUCGUCGUCGUCGUCGUCGUCGUCGUCGUCGUCGUCGUCGUCGUCGUCGUCGUCGUCGUCGUCGUCGUCGUCGUCGUCGUCGUCGUCGUCGUCGUCGUCGUCGUCGUCGUCGUCGUCGUCGUCGUCGUCGUCGUCGUCGUCGUCGUCGUCGUCGUCGUCGUCGUCGUCGUCGUCGUCGUCGUCGUCGUCGUCGUCGUCGUCGUCGUCGUCGUCGUCGUCGUCGUCGUCGUCGUCGUCGUCGUCGUCGUCGUCGUCGUCGUCGUCGUCGUCGUCGUCGUCGUCGUCGUCGUCGUCGUCGUCGUCGUCGUCGUCGUCGUCGUCGUCGUCGUCGUCGUCGUCGUCGUCGUCGUCGUCGUCGUCGUCGUCGUCGUCGUCGUCGUCGUCGUCGUCGUCGUCGUCGUCGUCGUCGUCGUCGUCGUCGUCGUCGUCGUCGUCGUCGUCGUCGUCGUCGUCGUCGUCGUCGUCGUCGUCGUCGUCGUCGUCGUCGUCGUCGUCGUCGUCGUCGUCGUCGUCGUCGUCGUCGUCGUCGUCGUCGUCGUCGUCGUCGUCGUCGUCGUCGUCGUCGUCGUCGUCGUCGUCGUCGUCGUCGUCGUCGUCGUCGUCGUCGUCGUCGUCGUCGUCGUCGUCGUCGUCGUCG